Molecule: messenger RNA, 2307 nt
Organism: Cetraspora pellucida
Lineage: Eukaryota; Fungi; Glomeromycota; Glomeromycetes; Diversisporales; Gigasporaceae
Source: the annotation of a GenBank genome assembly
AUGGAACAAAUACAAAAAAUACUUCACUUAUUAUUAGAAUCUAACCUCAAUGAAGGUUUAAAAAAAGCAAUUGUAGAAAAGCUCUCCUCCGAACCCGAUCACAAAAUGCCUGAAAUACCUGAAAAUAUUUGGAAAAAUUUAUGCAAUUUUUUAUAUGAUCUUUUAUCAGAGAAGCCAACUCGUAUACACGCCGAGGUUGGUGAAAAUGUUCUGGCUUGGGUGGCCCGUACUCAACCACAAAUAUAUAUGGAAUAUUUUAAUUCAGACGACUUAAAACAUAACCUCGAACGAGUUGGUGCAAAUGUUCCAGAAGUAUAUAAACAUCUAAGAGCGACAACAAAAGUGAUCAAAUACAAAGCUGAGAUAGCAGAUGACCAAUAUAUAGGAUGUAUUGAAAAUGAUUGUCAAUUAUUACAGAAAUGUGCCGAAAAAUAUUUUGUUCAAUGGAAAGGGAGAUUUGAUUUACAAUCAUUAUUCAUACUUAUGUUUUGUGACCUACCAAAGACUAUUCCUUCGGAUCGAAAUAUGGUCAUACAAUUACUUAUACAUACGUUAAGUCUGGUACCUAAUGAAUCAAUAGACGGAACUAACCGUGAAUACGUAGAGAAGUCAGUACAUUUGAUCGAAUCAUUAUGGAAAGAAAGUGAAGAGUUAAUAAAUUUCACAAUUCGAGAAAUAUUCAUAAGGCUUUCAGCACUUUCAUCACAUUCAUUUGCAAUCGCGUUACUUAUUAGUAAAAUACCAUUGGAUCAUUUGUCUGUAAUUUCACCUUAUAUUCAAAAAAAUUUUCGUGAAGAUAUUUCGCGUUUCGAAUUAAGUAUACGGCAUAUGAUUGAGAUGAUACCACAUCCAUUUGCUAAAAAUAUAGGUCAUUGGAUCGUUGGAUUAAUGAAAGCUUUGGAAACUGUCAAAGGUCAUGAUCUUUUAAUUCGAAUCACACGUAACAAUAUUACAAAAGUUUUCAACUAUUUACGGGACAAAAAAUCACGUGAAGAGGCUUUAUUGGUUGUUGAAUAUAUGCUUCUUGGUUAUCAAAUUGCACCUGACGUUUUUAAGUUAGUUGUUCCAAUGUACUCAGAAAUGUUGGAAAUUAUAUCUCUAGAGCGUGAUCAAGUUAAAGAGUUGCGUAAGCUUUCUAGCAUUGCUCAAUGUUUAAUGACCCGUUUUCCUACAAAUCAAAAUCAAUAUACACCUAUUAAACAGAAAUUAGAAAGUUUGGAAAUGCCAAAAUUAGAUUCAAGUGAAAUCAGAACUAUUCUGCAAGAUCAUAAUUGGCAUAAAGACAUAAAGAUUACAGAAUCAACAUACAAACCUAUUGAAAAAUCUGAAAAAUCACGUAAAAGAAUUGGGUUACAAAAUUUAGGGAACACAUGUUUCAUGAAUAGUGUGCUGCAGGCACUCUUUAACUCAUUGGAGUUUCGAAAUCGUAUAAUCAAUGCAAGCACUAAUAAAUCCAAAACCUCAACAUUUCAUCAACUUAACGUCUGUUUCGGUGCUAUGGCUUGCUUAACUCAGUCAUAUGUUUCACCUUCUGCAUUAUUGGAGACAUUUCCUCGUUGGAUUAAUAAUGGUCGUCAACAAGAUUGCCAUGAAUUUUUGAAGCAAUUUAAUCAAUUUGUAUCUAACAAACGACCACGACUUGAAAUAGACAAUCAAUCUACAUCUCAGAUUAAUUAUAAUGAAUUACCAAUUUCUACAUUUGGUGGUACAUUGGAAAAUACGAUAAAAUGUUUAUCAUAUUUUCAUGAUCUUACAUUAUCACUUAAAGUUGAAAAUGAAUCUGAUAAACUUUCACUUGAUGCUAUGUUACUUGAAUUUUUUACUCCAGAAGAGUUAAAUGAAGAUAAUCAAUAUUUUUGUGAUAAAUGUAAUGGAUUACAAGAUGCAGUUAAAACAACACGAAUAAUUGUCCCUCCACGUUAUUUGAUAUUAUCACUUAAUCGAUUUGAAUAUGACACAAGAUAUGCAAGAAGAAUAAAAAUUAUGACUCCUGUUAUGCUUCGAGAUACAUUAUCUUUAAAGUACUUUCCAGACACAAAUGAACAUAGUUCAAAAAAUGAGUCAAAUCACACUAAUGGAUUACAUCAUCCAAUGAAUGGAACAGUUGAUUUAAAAACAAAUGGCAAUGGAAAUUAUUACUAUGAUACAGAUAGUGAUAUGGAUAGUGAAACAGGUAAUGCUGAAUAUGAUUUGUCUGCAAUUGUUGUACAUUCCGGAACAUCUGCGGAAUAUGGACAUUAUUAUACUUACGCAAAAGAUGAAGGUAUGGGUAAAAGCCGGACAUCACCUGAAUUUAGCACUUCAUGA